GACACUUUUCAAAAUUUAAUUAAGGUUCGUUUGGAUGCGGGUAGUCAACCUCAUGCCGAGGAGGGUCAUAAGAGUGAUAGUGGUGCUCCGGUUUACCUUCCCCAUUUUGAUAGAUUUGGCAUCAGAAUACUUGAUGUUAGACCAGUGGUAGAUAGGAUUAUUCGUGACAGUAGGAGUACUGGUGGUCAAUUAGAAUUAAUUGGCGAAAACAUUGCUUAG
Funneliformis geosporum is the source of this 219-nucleotide messenger RNA. NCBI's taxonomy places the organism in Eukaryota, Fungi, Glomeromycota, Glomeromycetes, Glomerales, Glomeraceae. The record is from the annotation of a GenBank genome assembly.